AUGACUCCUCAGCAGCAGGACCUGAUUGGUUUGGUCUUGUUUGGAACUGCCAAAUGCAAUCCCAAAGAUAAACUGAAAAAUAUUUCACGUCCUCUGGAUCUUGCCCACCCAAAUGUGGAAUAUGUAAAACAGAUUGAUUUGAUUAUGAGUGAUACAAAUGCUGCAUCACUACAGCGAACUUACAGUUCACCAGAGCAGUGCUCACUUGCAGAUGCUCUUUGGUAUUGCAGCUCGUUGUUUUCUCAAAGUGGAAGUAACUUUGAAGAAAAAAGAACCCUGUUAUUUACGGAUGACAGCGAUCCUCACUCUACAGAUACCGAUCAAGCACACAAGGCACGAAAGAGAGCCAAAGAUUUGAAUCAACUGAACAUUUCACUUGAGUUGCUCCCAAUGGGGACCAAUUUUGAUUACUCAACAUUUUAUAAGGAGCUUGUGGAGAUUGUGAAUGGCUUCUCUGACACAGACGUUGAUGCCACAUCGAAGCUGGAAGAACUCCUUGUACGAGUUAAGAGGUUGGACUUCAGAACUAGACGCCAUGCCAAGUUGAAGUGGAAUUUGGGAAUGGGAGUUUCUCUAGGAGUCUCUCUGUACACGUUUUAUAGAGAGGCCAGUAUACUACCUAAGGAGCCUUUGUAUCGAGCUACGAAUGAGCCGUGUAUCACCAAACAGAAGGUGGCACUGUGCCGCAUGACCUCACGAUACAGAGCCGCCACAAAAUAUGUGUACCUUUUUCCC
Molecule: messenger RNA, 735 nt
Organism: Homalodisca vitripennis (glassy-winged sharpshooter)
Lineage: Eukaryota; Metazoa; Arthropoda; Insecta; Hemiptera; Cicadellidae
Product: X-ray repair cross-complementing protein 6-like
Exons: 2
Biological process (GO): double-strand break repair via nonhomologous end joining; telomere maintenance; cellular response to X-ray
Cellular component (GO): Ku70:Ku80 complex
Molecular function (GO): telomeric repeat DNA binding; double-stranded DNA binding
Source: RefSeq, a predicted model, not a curated record